Molecule: messenger RNA, 1709 nt
Organism: Musca domestica (house fly)
Lineage: Eukaryota; Metazoa; Arthropoda; Insecta; Diptera; Muscidae
Product: probable mitochondrial glutathione transporter SLC25A40
Exons: 6
Coding region: 184-1347 (387 amino acids)
Biological process (GO): mitochondrial transmembrane transport
Source: RefSeq, a predicted model, not a curated record
UUUUGUGUUUUGACGCCGUGGGAAAAAUAGUUCCGCUUCGAUGUCUGAUUGUAUCGUGUUUAGUGCCGGACAAUGUUUUUGCACCCAAUUUGAAUCCAUUAACUUUCCCCGGAAAAUAAACAAAUGACCCCAAGAAUAUUGUUAUAGAAUUUAUUUGAUUUGCAUGAUCUGACGAAUUUCCAAAUGAAGAACGACAAUUCAACUAUGCUUAAUGACAAUACCAAAGUUUUGCCACUACAAAGGGUCGAUGUUGGACAAUCCGAAGUUAUUGUGGGUGCCUCAAAAGCCAUUGCCCGUUUGGAUGAUCCACGAUUCAAUAUAAGACCGGUACAGCAAGUUGCAUCAGCCUGUACCGGUGCGAUGUUGACGGCAUGUUUCAUGACACCGUUGGAUGUGAUCAAAACCCGUCUGCAGGCCCAACAAGCCAAGAUGUCUAACAAAUGUUUUCUUUAUUGCAAUGGCUUAAUGGAUCAUUUGUGUCCUUGUGAUGCCAAAGCUUCCUUUCCUGAUGUUAAACCUAUUAAACCUCUAAAUGGCACCAUUGAUGCAUUUUUUCACAUAAGCCGCACUGAGGGUAUACGUUCCUUGUGGUCCGGCCUGGGUCCCACAUUAAUAUCAGCUCUUCCAUCGACAAUUAUUUACUUUGUAGGCUAUGAACAAUUUAAAUCGAAAUUUUUGGAAUUCCAUUAUAAGUACCUGGCCGAAGUAAAAGGUUCUCCACGUGGACGAGACAUUCCCCUUUUGGUACCCCUUUUGGCCGGCGUUACGGCACGUAUUUGUGCUGUAACGUUUGUGAAUCCUGUUGAGCUAAUUCGCACCAAAAUGCAAUCUGAAAAAAUGACCUACGCCCAAAUGACAACAGCCAUAAGAAAUGUGAUACAUUCACAGGGCAUAUGGGGUCUGUGGCGUGGUCUACGUCCCACUAUACUACGUGAUGUACCCUUUUCUGGCAUAUAUUGGGCAUCCUAUGAAUCAAUUAAAUCGCAUUAUGGUGUGACUGAGCCAAAAUUCACCUUCAGUUUUAUAGCGGGUGCUGUCUCUGGGUCGAUAGCGGCAACAGUCACAACCCCCUUCGAUGUCGUUAAGACCCAUGAACAAAUUGAAUUUGGAGAAAAAGUUAUAUUUGCAGAUAAGCCUGUGAAACAAUUACCCACCGCCAGCCUCAUUAAACGGCUUGCCACAAUAUAUGCAACAAAUGGUGUUUCGGGUCUCUUUUCCGGCUUGGGACCACGUUUAUUUAAGGUGGCUCCGGCAUGCGCCAUAAUGAUUUCUACUUUCGAAUAUAGUAAAUCAUUUUUCUAUCAUUACAAUGUAGAAAAAUACAGUGAGAAAAUGAGAAACCAAUAGGGAAACUCUAGAAAUCCGAAUCGGAUUGCAUGCUAUUAUUCUUUGUACUCAUAAUCAGGUACCUAUGUUUUGUAAAAAAAUGUUGGAUGAAAUUUCUUGUAAUUAUUUAAAAUUGUGCUAUUACAAAAGGUUUUCAUCAAUCAUUUAAACACAAAAAUUUUCCUUCAGCUGUGUGUAAUAUUUGCUAUUGUUAUUGUUUUUAGUUUAUGAUUUAAGCUAAUCUAUGAUUAUUAUUUGUUAAUAUGUUAAUAUAUAUUUUUGCAAAAAAUAUGAAUUAAAAAUGAACCUGGCAAAUGAUUUGCACAAAAACUUGUAUAUGAUGUAAAUAAAGAAAAUAUUGUUAAUUAUAUUUUAAAGAAGAA